Messenger RNA from Galleria mellonella (greater wax moth), 2623 nucleotides. Its product is annotated as odorant receptor Or2-like. The record is from RefSeq and is a predicted model, not a curated record. The transcript is spliced from 3 exons. The annotation marks the transcript as partial. Gene Ontology annotation, molecular function: odorant binding; olfactory receptor activity. Gene Ontology annotation, cellular component: plasma membrane. Gene Ontology annotation, biological process: sensory perception of smell; detection of chemical stimulus involved in sensory perception of smell. NCBI's taxonomy places the organism in Eukaryota, Metazoa, Arthropoda, Insecta, Lepidoptera, Pyralidae.
AACGAACCAAAAAUGUUUGAUACGUUCAGUAACACUUUUAAUUAUUGUACAUAUGGAAUGAUUUUUGCAUUUAUCUAUCCAAACAAAAAGAAUUUAAUGAAACGAUUAUUUUUAUUUCUCAGUAUUUUAAUGUUUGACUUGUAUUGCUUGAUUUCUUUUAUAGGCAGCGUUUAUUCAUACAUUAUUCGAGUGGAUAUACUUAAUUUAACACGACAUAUGGCUGUGGGCAUCAUUGUCGGUUUAUAUAUAUUUAAAUCUUUAUAUUGCAUUAUAAACACUGACGAAUUUGAUAUAAUAUUAAACACUAUAUCUUAUGAUUUGCUUGAAGCCAAUGAAUUGGAUGACGGCGCUAAAAAACUAUGCGAGAUUUUUGUAAAAAAGGCAAAAUUUGGAGAAUUCAUUUGGAUAUUAUCACCAAUGGCGCUCGGCUCUGUAUUUCCUUUGUACGCCGGUGGAUCGAUGAUCUAUGAGAAUAUUUGGAAGGCUUAUCCACAUCGAGAAAUGGUGCACGAGAUGGAGAUGGCAUUUGUAAAAGAUACGCAAUACGAUUCGCCAACAUUUGAAAUUAUAUUUUUCUUGAGUCUAUACUGUAUUAUAUUCAUGUAUCCAAGUUUCUGUGGCAUGGACGGUUCUUUUUGCAUUGUUACAGUACAUUUAUGUUUUAAACUAAAGUUUGUCGGUUAUUUAGUUCGGAGAGCAUUUGAAGACGCCAACGAUCGUUUGGAAUUGCAUACCAAAUUAAAUCGUGCUAUAACAUAUCAUCAAAAGGCAUUAGCAUUUUACAAUAACGUACAAGAUUUUUAUGGCCCAUGGUUGUUUGCAAUUUUUAUUGUGUCGUGUAUUGGCAUUUCCUUUAAUGUGUACCAAAUUUAUGUUCUUCGACAAUUCCAUCUAAGAUACAUACUAUUUGUGAUAACAUCUGUUCUUCACAUAUAUAUACCUUGCGUAUACGCAAGCAAUGUGACACAGUGCAACGAAGUCUUAGCUAUUGAACUUUACGACGCUCCGUGGGAGAGAAGGCAAGACAUUUCAGCAACCAAGUCAUUGGUGGUUAUGAUCGCUAAUGCUCAACGUCCUCUAAUUUUUUCUGGAUGUGGCCUUGUGGAUUAUAAUAUGCAAUUAUUUGUGACAGCAAUGAAAACAACUUAUUCAUUUUACACGUUAAUGACAAGUACUUAAUUGGUGACAAACCAUAAGAUUUUAGUGUAGGAUAUUCACCUAUGUAUAAUAUAUAGUUAUUUGUUGCAAUAACAAACAGAGCUUAUUCAUUUUUAACGUUUAUCACAAGUACUUAAUUAGUAUAAGUGCUUGAAAUUGAUAGAAAUUGACUUCUGACUAACUUUCUUCUAAAGGUAUUUGUCAUUUAUUUAUUAAUUAGAAUAAAAUAUUAAAUAAUAGCAGUGUAAUGAACACACACAAUGUAUUUUACCUACAAUAUAUUUCUUAUUUCUUUUUUACUAUUAUUUUUUCUAUGAAAUUUCGCGGCUCCCUUUUGGCCACAACAGAAUAUCAGUGUUUUGCUCUUUUGAGGGCAAAGCAAUAAACUGAGUUGUGACCAUUUUGUGUUAUUGUGGCACACGCAUGAAGGGAAAAAGUUGUUACUUAUUUUGUGCAUUUUAUUUUUAUGUUUUUUAUUUUUUGUAUAUGUAUUUCUUUUAAUCUUUUUUCACUGUGCAUUUAUGUCUAUUGUUGUAUGCUGUAAGUAAUGCAAAUAAAUUAUCUAUCUAUCUAUCUAUCUAGUAAUAAUAAUAAAGGUAUUAAAUAAUACAUAUUGGCUUGUAACAAUCACUAGUUAAUAUUCUUUUAAUAGAUUUAACAUGUAAGUAAAUAGUUUUGAAUUGAUUUGUAAUAGUUAUAAAUAUAAGUUAACGAACUCAUGUUAUUUUAUUUUUUAAACUUAUCUUAAUUUUUAUAUAAUAUGUCUAUAUACAGACACAACGGGAAUUUAACGAACUAAUUGUUUGUCGUUUUGGACGAUUGUUUCGUCGUCAUCCAGAAGUCUUUUCGUCUGUUUCCUGCCACCGCUAUCUCCGCCCCUACCCCCAACCGCACUGACGUCUUCACGUGUCCUGCGAGCUGCAGCCCGCAGUGCUAGACGAAGAAGCUUUUUGGAUGAAAUCAUAACGAUUCGAAUCAAUUUUAAAUUUAUAGUUAUUGAAAAAUUUAUAUGGGCAUCGUGUUAAUGUUAAAUCGUACAUCUGUAACAUUGCUAUUUUUCCAUGGUAUUUUGUAUUCGCUCUGUUUUGAAGUUAGCUGUUAUUUCCUAUCGAUGAUAGGAUUUUUUUACAGAAGACUAAGGGAGAAGUUUUUAGUCCUCAGCAAUGGCAAUGUAUGAUGGCGACCAUGAGACACAGUAUAGAUACUCUGUCAUAUCAAUAGUAAUGUUGAUGUCUAUAGGCGAUGGUUACCACUUUCCAUCAGGUGGGCCGUCAGCUUGUUUGCCAUUCUAAGUUGCAUAAAAAAAAAUCUCUUACUCUCCGGGCUGAAUGUGUCCCGCAUUACACUACGUACGAAAUAGAUAGAUAGAUACUCUUUAUUGUUUCCUCCAUAAGAUUACAAUAGUAAACUUAUUAUAAAUACAAACAAUUACAAGAAAAUAUUAUAUUAAGAAAACAAUAUCGAU